AAUAUAAAGGAGAGGACUUGGUAAGUUGGUAGUAUAUAUUACUCAUCUUAAAGUCAAACCAAUGGACAUCCUAUGUCUCAUCGUUACUUUCAUCGCAGUUUCAUUUCUUACUACUAUUCUAUGUUUUUCUUUGCUUCUGCUAAAAAUUUACACAGGCAAGUCCAUACAGGACCCUUCAUAUCCACCAGUAAACGGCACCGUUUUUAGCCAACUCAUCUAUUUUAACAAACUCUACGACUACCAAACCCAAGUGGCCACUAAGUGGUCAACCUUCCGGCUACUUGCCCCGGGCCACAGCGAAGUCUACACCACCGACCCGAGAAACAUCGAGCAUGUUCUCAAAACCAACUUUGAUAAAUAUUCAAAAGGUCAAACCAACCAACUCAUAGUAACCGAUCUCCUUGGCCAUGGCAUAUUUGCAGUUGAUGGAGACAAAUGGAAGCAGCAGAGGAAGCUUGCCAGCUUUGAGUUUUCCACAAGAGUUCUUAGAGAUUUUAGUUGCUCUGUUUUUAGGGAAAAUGCCAAUAAACUCGUUGGAGCCGUUUCCGGGCUUUCGGGUCGGGUUUUCGAUAUACAAGAUUUGUUUAUGAGAUGUACUUUGGAUUCUAUAUUCAAAGUUGGAUUUGGGGUAGAAUUGAAUUGCUUGGAGGGAUCAAAUAAAGAAGGGAGUGCUUUCAUGAAAGCCUUUGAUGAGUCAAAUGCUUUGACCUAUGGGCGCUACGUGGAUCCAAUAUGGGAAUUAAAAAGAUAUUUUAGCAUCGGCUCUGAAGCUGCCCUUAAGAAGAAUAUUAAAGUCAUUGAUGAUUUUGUGAAUCAACUUAUCAAGAACAAGAGGAAUUUGUUAGCGCAGAACCAAGAUUGUCAUGUCAAGGAGGACAUACUUUCAAGGUUUUUAAUGGAGAGCCAGAAGGAUCCAGAACAAAUGAAUGAUAAGUAUUUGAGAGAUAUAAUUUUGAAUUUUAUGAUUGCUGGUAAAGAUACCAGUGCAAAUACACUCUCGUGGUUUUUCUACAUGCUAUGCAAGAACCCUCUAAUACAAGAAAAAAUAGCACAAGAAGUUAGAGAUUUCGUUGGUGAUAAAAAUAUCAAAUACAGUGUGAAUGAUUUCAUAGAGAACAUAACUGAUGCUGCUCUAGACCAAAUGCAUUAUCUUCAUGCAGCAUUAACAGAGACCUUAAGGCUAUACCCUGUAGUCCCUAUAAAUGGGAGAUGUGCAGAUAUAGAUGAUACUCUUCCUGAUGGCUUUAAAGUAAAAAAGGGAGAUGGAGUUUACUACAUUUCCUAUGCUAUGGGAAGAAUGCCUCAUCUUUGGGGAGAAGAUGCUGAAGAAUUUAGACCUGAAAGAUGGCUUGUCAAUGGAAUUUUUCAGCCCGAAUCGCCAUUCAAAUUUAUAGCAUUUCAUGGAGGCCUUCGUAUCUGUCUUGGUAAGGACUUCGCAUACCGGCAGAUGAAGAUAUUAUCCAUUGCCCUUCUUCGUUUUUUCCGAUUCAAGUUAGCUAAUGACACUAAAAAAGUAACUUACAGAACCAUGUUCACUCUACACAUCAACGGUGAGCUCCCCGUCUGUGCAGUUUCAAGGGCAGCCUCAUAAAAGAAAAUGUGCAUCGUGUGAUGCAGAAUAAUACUCAUAGCUUAAUAUGGCAGUAUCUCCAGCAAUAAACAAGAAAGUGACAUAUAUAUAUAUAUAUGUAUGAAUAUGAAUAUGAUCAAUGAAGCUGUUUGAUAUUUGUUUGUUGUAAAA
This is a messenger RNA of Cannabis sativa, 1741 nucleotides long. RefSeq names its product cytochrome P450 704C1. Gene Ontology annotation, molecular function: monooxygenase activity; oxidoreductase activity, acting on paired donors, with incorporation or reduction of molecular oxygen; heme binding. Lineage: Eukaryota; Viridiplantae; Streptophyta; Magnoliopsida; Rosales; Cannabaceae. The transcript has 5 exons. Bases 62 to 1591 code for a protein of 509 amino acids. The record is from RefSeq and is a predicted model, not a curated record.